This is a messenger RNA of Arachis duranensis, 747 nucleotides long. Its product is annotated as NAC domain-containing protein 41-like. Gene Ontology annotation, molecular function: DNA binding. Gene Ontology annotation, biological process: regulation of DNA-templated transcription. Lineage: Eukaryota; Viridiplantae; Streptophyta; Magnoliopsida; Fabales; Fabaceae. Bases 1 to 747 code for a protein of 248 amino acids. The record is from RefSeq and is a predicted model, not a curated record. The transcript has 4 exons.
AUGGCUCUCAUCACUCCCCAAAGUAGCUUCAAUCCUUCAGAUCAAGAACUCAUUCUAAAUUUUCUUUUCAACAAGAUCAAUCACAUACCUUUGCCUAGUGAAGCCACCACCAACAUUCAUGAAUGCGAAGACUUGUUGUUCGGCGAAAAGAAGCCGUGGCAGAUUUGGAAGGCGUUUGGCGGCCGUGGCGAUGGAAGCGACGGCGGCGCACUUUACUUCUUCUCAAUCAAGAAGAAGAAAACCUCAGUUGUCAUCAAUAAUGAGAAUGGUUCAUGGGAACCUGAGAAGGAAAGUAGAGCUAGAACUAUAAUGUCAAAAGAGGGAAAGCAAAAAAGAAUUGGUAUCAAACAAUCACUUGUUUGGACUGAGAAAAAUAGUGUUAGUUCAUGGAUCAUACACAAAUAUUGCCUUAAUUCAUUUAUGGUGAAUGCUUAUUAUGCAAACAAUUAUGUUCUGUGCAAAUUAUUCAAGAAUCAAGGAGAUCAUACUCUAAAGGAAGAAUCAGAAACCAAGCAAUCUAAGCAACGGAAAAUUAGAGCGACCACCAAAUCUACUGAUAACAAUGGUCGCCUUAAACAUCCUGAAAUUGGAGCUGCGGCCGCGACAUCCACCUAUAACAAUGGUGUCUGGAUAGAUGCUUCGGAGAGAACAAAAAGGUUUAAGAUAGGACAACCCUUCCAAACACAGGUUGAUACUGAUGAUGAUGUUGGGAAGACUAAGGAAAAAUCACAGGGAAACUUUGUUUAG